AAUGCACUCGUGAGAUUUUCUUCUUCCAUUUUUCAAGAGCACAAAAAGGAGAGCAAAAAUUCGUUCUGCGAACUAGAGACCACCAAAAAACCCUAAUUGAAUUCAAUCUUUUGGUGUCUCUUUUCGCAGAUCCAGUUCACAAGCAUGGUUUCGAGUGCCAAGCUAAAAUCUGUCGAUUUUUACAGGAAAAUCCCAAGAGAUUUAACAGAAGCGUCACUUUCAGGUGCCGGCUUGUCUAUCAUAGCAGCUGUUUCCAUGAUGUUUUUAUUUGGAAUGGAGUUACAUAAUUAUUUGAGCAUCAGUACCUCGACAUCUGUCAUUGUUGACAGAAGUUCAGAUAAAGAUUACUUACGGAUAGAUUUUAAUAUUAGUUUUCCAGCUUUAUCAUGUGAGUUUGCAUCUGUGGAUGUGAGUGAUGUACUGGGAACUAACAGGUUGAACAUAACAAAAACAGUUCGCAAAUAUUCAAUUGAUAAACAUCUAAGAGCUACUGGCUCUGAGUUUGAGUCUGGACCUGUUACUAAUAUGCUCAAACAUGAUGAUGAUAAUGAUGAAGAAUAUGGUGAAGGAUCUGUUGCAUUAAAUGGACGCAAUUUCGAUAGAAUUUCUCAUCAGCAUUCAAUUUUGGUUGUAAAUUUCUAUGCUCCUUGGUGCUAUUGGAGUAACCGUUUGAAACCCUCAUGGGAGAAAGCAGCCAAAAUAAUAAGAGAAAGACAUGAUCCAGAAAUAGAUGGCCGUAUCAUUAUGGGGAGGGUUGACUGCACUGAAGAAGUUGACCUGUGUAGAAGGAACCACAUACAAGGUUAUCCAUCUAUUCGGAUAUUCCGAAAGGGCAGUGAUGUUAGGGAUGAAAAUGGGCACCAUGAGCAUGAAUCAUAUUAUGGCGACCGAGAUACAGAUACCUUGGUGAAUACAAUGGAAGAAUUGGUUGCACCUAUUGCAAUGGAUUCACAUCUGGCCUUGGAGGGUAAAUCUGGAAAAACUGAAGAAAAUGCAAAGAGGCCUGCACCAUCAGAAGCAGGAUGUAGAAUCGAAGGGUUUGUACGAGUCAAGAAGGUUCCGGGCAAUCUUGUAAUUUCAGCCCGUUCAGGGUUCCACUCGUUUGAUGGUUCGAUAAUGAACAUGUCGCAUGUGAUUUCUGAUUUUUCAUUUGGUAGGAAGAUCAAUGCAAGGGUGAUGAGUGAUCUUAAGCGAAUACUGCCUUACAUUGGUGUAAGCCAUGCCAAGUUGAAUGGCCAGGCAUAUCUCACUGACCCUGAAGAUCAUGCAAAUGUUACGGUAGAGCAUUAUAUUCAAGUUGUGAAGACCGAGGUAAUGAGGUCAUCUCAUCAACUGAUUGAGGAUUAUGAGUACACAGCACAUAGUAGCUUAAUGCAUGCUCAUUCAGUCCCUGUUGUCAAGUUCCAUUUUGAGCUAUCUCCAAUGCAGGUCUUGAUAACAGAAAAUUCCAAAUCCUUUUCUCAUUUCAUCACCAAUGUUUGUGCCAUUAUUGGUGGUGUUUUCACGGUUGCUGGGAUACUGGAUUCGAUUCUACACAACACUUUGAGACUGGUGAAAAAAGUUGAACUUGGAAAAAACUUUUAGUCUAUGUAAACAACUUUUAGCAUCUACCCAUCACAGUUCACAGACCAUUUUUACUUUAUAAAUCCCAACCAUAUAUAUAAUAAUAUAUAUAUUUGUGUUAGAAAAUUUUGGAAUUACUUCCAUCUAUUUAAAAAAAAAAAUUGUGCUUCAA
Molecule: messenger RNA, 1735 nt
Organism: Lactuca sativa (garden lettuce)
Lineage: Eukaryota; Viridiplantae; Streptophyta; Magnoliopsida; Asterales; Asteraceae
Product: protein disulfide isomerase-like 5-4
Cellular component (GO): COPII-coated ER to Golgi transport vesicle; endoplasmic reticulum
Source: RefSeq, a predicted model, not a curated record